This is a messenger RNA of Drosophila grimshawi, 2724 nucleotides long. RefSeq names its product nicastrin (gene Nct). Gene Ontology annotation, biological process: protein processing; Notch receptor processing. Lineage: Eukaryota; Metazoa; Arthropoda; Insecta; Diptera; Drosophilidae. The transcript has 6 exons. The record is from RefSeq and is a predicted model, not a curated record. Bases 50 to 2230 code for a protein of 726 amino acids. Gene Ontology annotation, cellular component: membrane.
UAGUUCAUUGUUGUCGUUUGCAGACGGGCGAAAAUAAUAAUAAUAGUUAAUGGCGCCACAAAAGAAAGCAGCUGCGAUAUGGCUGCUGCUGUUUCUGCAAAGCACUGCCACUGUUUUUAGCGAACGAACGCGCGAUAAAAUGUACGAGCCAAUUUUAGGCGCCAGCUGCUUUCGACGCUUGAACGGCACACAUCAAACUGGCUGCUCCUCCACCUACUCGGGAUCAGUUGGCGUGCUGCAUUUGGUUAACGUCGAUGCGGAUUUGGAAUUCUUGCUCAAUAGUCCCCCGUCGCCGCCAUAUGCGCCUCUGAUCCGCCCACAUCUGUUUACGCGCGCGAAUCUGCUCCGCCUGAAGGAGGCCGGUCCAAAGAUCAUAUCCGUUGUGCUGCUCAUAAAUCGCACCGACAAAAUGAAACAAUUCUCGCAUGAGCUCAAUUGUCCCAAUCAGUAUAGUGGCCUCAAAUUGAACCGGAGCAUGAGCGAGACGGCAACAUGUGAUGCCAGUGGCAAUGUGGCCAACACCUGGAAUCGUUGGGGCACUGGCCUGCUGCACGAGGAUUUCCCCUUUCCCAUAUACUACAUCGGUGAGGACAAGGACAUUUUCAAGCUGGAGGAUUGCUUCGAGAAGUUCAACAAUUUCAAUUAUGAGUCGCAUGCGCUGCGCAGCCUUUGUGCCGUCGAAGUCAAGGCGUUUAUGUCGGCCGCCGUUAACUCGGAGGUAUGCAUACGACGGACGAACUUCAUCAAUAAUCUUGGCGGCAGCCGCUACUGUGAUCCCAUGGAGGGUCGCAAUGUAUAUGCCACAUUGUACCCACGUAAUGCGUCCGAGAAUGUUGAAGUCAAUGUUGCAGGCAGCGAGAAGUUCAUCAUUGUCUCCUGUCGUCUGGACACGACCAGCAUGUUCGAUGGAUUGGGCAUGGGUGCGAUGGGUUCGCUUGUUGGCCUGGCAAUUCUGACGCAGGUGGCGCAUAUGCUGCGCCUGCUUCUGCCCUCACCGGGUGCACUGAGUGAUCGCCAGAGGAAUGUACUGUUUGUGGUAUUUGAUGGCGAAUCUUAUGAUUACAUUGGCUCGCAACGAUUCGUUUACGAUAUGGAACAUUUGGCAUUUCCCUCGCCCUCCACACACACUGCUCCCAUUUCGUUGGAGAACAUUGAGUUUAUUCUCGAUAUUGGUGCGCUCGACGAUGUAGCAAACAUAAAGCUGCACACGCUGACCUCAACACCGCUGGCCAAUCAAUUGCUGCAACAGCUCAAUCGAUAUGCGAAGAGUCCACGCUACAAUUUCACCGUCAACAUUGAGUCCAAUGUCGGCUAUCAUAUUCCGCCGACAUCGGCGCAAUCUUUUUUGCGUUACGAUCCCAAAUUACCGGUGCUAAUCCUAAACUCAGUGCCUAGCAACAGGUACUAUCAUUCCAUCUACGAUGAUCUGGAGAAUGUGGAAUUUACGUAUGCCAAUGCCAGCAAGGAUUAUACAACUCUGGCCGAUAUCGGCGACACAGCGAAUAUCUUCAACAGCAGCGCCCUGCAAAUGGGGGUGCGCAAUGUCUCCUCGAUUGUGGCGAUGACACUAUAUGAGAUCUUGUCGGGCAAGCAGUACCAGGGCAGCUUGGUGGCAAAUCCAUUGUUGGCCGAUGAGUUCUUCUACUGUUUCCUGCAGUCUUCCGAUUGCCCGCUGUUCAAAGCUGCCUCCUCUCCAAAUAGUCCAGCAGGUCCACAGCAGCCCCCUAUGCGCUACAUUAGUGUGCAAGGUGGUUCGCAGGAGUCGUCGGGUUGGACAUAUCGCAUGCUUGGCUAUUUGCUCUCGCAUCCUCAGCCAGCUGUGUCCAAGGAAAAUUGUACUCAAUUGCCACUGUUCUUUUUUGCCGGAUUAAAUGGCACCGGCGAGUGUCGACUGACAACGCAGAAUUACACACAUGCCCUGAGUCCGGCAUUUCUGAUUGACAGUAAGUAUACGGAGAUACUCACUGACUGCAAUUUAACGUUGAUCUUUGAUCUUUGUUUUGCAGACUAUGAUUGGCGUUCAGGUGAUUACUCAACGUGGACUGAAUCAACGUGGUCGCUGCUGAGCGCACGCAUCUUUUUACGUCCGUCCAAUGUGCAUGAGAUAACCACUCUAAGCAUUGGCAUUGUCGUUUUCAUAAUAUCCUUCUGCUUGAUAUAUAUUAUCAGUUCGCGUUGGGAGGUCCUUUUCGAGGAUGUGCCGGCAAGCAACGCGGCAUUAUUUAAUUGAUGUUUUUCAACUGUUUGGCCCUUCAACAAAAAAAAAAGAAAAAAAACAAGCUGUGCAUGCAAAUCUCACUUCAAAAUACUAAGAGCAGUCCGAUUCGCUCAUAAUUAAUUUAUUUAUAAAUAUUAACAUCGCUUGACUUGCAAUUCUAGUUUGCCAACGCCAACGCCUUGUUAGUGGCAGGACACGCCAAACACAGAAGCACAUGAAUUAUUUCAUGGGAGUGAAAGCUGCAAGAGGGCAAGUAAAAUUAAUCGCAGACAGGAAGAAUGUGCGCUUGAUUCUGAAAUAACUAUUGUAAUUACACUGUCUAGAACGACACACAAGAAGAUAGGUUUCUUUUUUUUUAAUAUUCUUGAUCUUGUAUGAUAUAGACUAAAAUACGCAUAUACAAGCCAAAUGCCCACGAUAUCGUAAAACCUCUAACGAAAAGACACUACAUUGAUAUUCCAAUUAGUUACGUUAAGAACGCGUAAAUAAAGAUUUAUUUAUAUGUA